AUGCAUUCAGUGAUAAUUGAAAGUGAUGAUUCCAAUGAGUCAUCAUCUGUUAUUGCCAAUGUCCAAAUGAGUCAGGAAAUAGCAUCGGAAGGUAGUGAUGAUGAAUGUCCGAUACUGAUUAACGAAAAGGCCUUGCAGGAGUCGAUUGAGGAAGGAGACAAUGAAUUAUCAGAUAAUGUAGCAAUUCUGCUUACGAUUUGGUUGUUCCAUAUAUGCCUCUUCAAAAUUUAUUAUUUGCAGAGCGAAAAUACCCAUUCCAUGAACGAAUUCGAAUCAUCAGAAACUUCAGAAAAUGAACUUGACGAUGUUAUGUGUCAGAAAAAUGAGGGUGAAUUGGAUGACUCUUUUGCUGACGAUGUGCUGUGGAGUGAUCACGAAACUGGUCUCUAUAGGCCUAUUUACCGGUGUAAAAUAUGUGGUCGCGCCUACGCUCACAAGCGGCCCUUACUUGCUCAUGAAAAGACUCAUAUCACUGGACGACCUUAUCAAUGCCCAAUAUGUACAAAAUGUUUUGCUCGUCAAGUGAACUUCAAUAUACAUAUGAAACUUCAUGCGAGUGGCCGUCGCUAUUUUUGCUCUUUGUGUGGCAAAUGGUUUAGGACACAGUCAUUAAUGACUGAACAUCAGCAAAAAUGUUUUGCAUUAAUGAAUGGUUUGCCUGUGCUAACUGAUCGUCCACUAAGAUAUCGUUGUUAUUAUUGUGAUAAAAUGUUCUAUCAUCGAAGAGAUAAGAAUAUUCAUGAAAGGACGCAUACCGGUGAACGACCUUACACAUGUGGGUACUGUAGUAAGGGCUUCACACAAUCACAGGCUCUUACGAUUCAUAUAAGAUCACAUACAGGUGAAAGACCAUUUAGUUGUUCGAUAUGCAGCAAAGAAUUUCGGGACAGCUCAGCCUUAAGGAAGCACGAAUUUACCAAACAUGUCAAUGAGAACCUUCCAGGGGAUGAUUACAGUGGUUCAUCGAAUGAAAUAGCUUUAGUGACAACACCAUAUGUCAACUAA
Molecule: messenger RNA, 1005 nt
Organism: Acanthocheilonema viteae
Lineage: Eukaryota; Metazoa; Nematoda; Chromadorea; Rhabditida; Onchocercidae
Source: the annotation of a GenBank genome assembly